AUGAACGGAGAAAACCCAUCCUUGCGCUCUAAGCGCAAGGCUCCCUUUUCUGCCGACCAACGCCCCCAUAAGCAGCUUCGGCCUGCGAAUGGCAGGCUGUCUCCGACCGAGAACACACCCGACUCCGAGUUACGAAGUUUUAUCGACAACGAGGAUAUAGUUACCGACGAAGACUUGUCCGUCCUCUACCCGCCGCAGGCGUCCCCUGAUACGGCUGAGUGGCAGGCGACUAUAGAGAAGGUCGUGCGGAAUGUUGUCUCCAUUCGCUUCUGCCUGACCUGUUCCUUCGAUACGGACGCUGCUUGUGCCAGUGAAGCGACGGGUUUCGUUGUUGAUGCGGAGAACGGGUACAUCCUCACUAAUAGACAUGUUGUUGGCGCUGGCCCUUUUUGGGGCUAUGUGGUUUUUGACAACCACGAAGAGGUCGAUGCUUACCCCGUCUACCGAGACCCUGUUCACGAUUUUGGCAUUCUACGCUUCGAUCCCCAGGCCAUUAAAUACAUGCCUGUCGCGGCUCUACCCAUCCGCCCAGACCUAGCCAAAGUCGGAGUUGAAAUAAGAGUUGUCGGAAACGAUGCUGGUGAAAAGCUUAGUAUCCUCUCUGGCGUUAUUAGUCGGCUUGAUCGCAAUGCCCCAGAGUAUGGCGAAGGCUACAGUGACUUCAAUACCUGUUAUUACCAAGCCAACGCUGCCGCCAGCGGAGGCAGCUCUGGCAGCCCUGUCGUAAACAUUGAUGGAUUUGCUAUAGCUCUACAAGCUGGCGGGCGAUCUGAUGGUGCAUCCACAGACUAUUUCCUGCCCCUAGACCGACCACUGCGAGCUCUUCGCUGUAUUCAAGAAGGAAAGCCAGUUGAGCGAGGUACCAUACAGUGUCAAUUCCUCAUGAAGCCCUUUGAUGAGUGCCGGCGGCUUGGCCUGACGCCAAAUUGGGAGCGGGCGAUUCGCGAAGCAUUCCCGAAAGAGACCAACAUGCUUGUUGCCGAGAUAGUGCUCCCUGGUGGCCCGUCGUACAAUAAAAUAGAGGAGGGGGAUGUACUUCUGAAAGUGAAUGGAGAGAUGAUCACUCAGUUCAUCCGACUAGACGACAUACUAGACUCGAACGUUGGUAAAACUAUCCGGAUAACUCUCCAACGCGGGGGCGAGGAUAUGGAUAUUGACAUCGAGGUUGGGGAUCUCCACAAGAUCACUCCUGAUCGCUUCGUCACUGUCUCGGGGGCUAGCGUACACAACCUUUCCUACCAACAGGCACGUCUUUACGGCGUGCCGAUCGAAGGUGGUGGCGUUUUUGUCUGUGAAUCUACUGGUUCUUUUCGGUUUGAUAGUGCCGAUAAUGGUUGGAUGAUCCAGAGCAUCGACCAGAAGAAGACGCCCAAUCUGGAAGCCUUCAUCGACGUCGUCAGGGGAAUUCCGGACAAGAAGCGCGUUGUCGUCACGUACAAGCACCUGAGAGACCUCCACACCCUCAAUACGACCAUCAUCAACGUGGAUAGGCAUUGGUCCACCAAGAUGCGCGCGGCAAUACGUAACGACGAGACCGGGCUAUGGGAUUUUAAAGAUCUUGCCGAUGCAUUGCCUCCGGUCACGCCGGUGCGUCGCAAAGGCGCUUUCGUCCAACUUGAGCACACCUCUCAUCCCGCUGUGGCCGAACUGGUCCGCAGCUUUGUACGCGUCGGCUGCACGAUGCCUCUCAAGCUUGAUGGGUUUCCUAGGAAUAGGAAAUGGGGAAUGGGCUUAGUCAUUGACGCAGAGAAGGGCCUGGUUAUCAUCUCGAGAGCGGUUGUCCCCUACGACUUGUGCGAUAUAUGGAUCACAAUUGCUGAUUCCAUCGUCGCCGAAGGCAAGGUCGUCUUCAUGCACCCACUUCAGAAUUACGCUAUCAUCAAAUACGACCCGGCUCUGAUUGACGCGCCGGUGCUCAGUGCCAGACUCAGCACCGAUAGCAUCACCCAAGGUGCCUCGACGACUUUUAUUGGGUACAAUAGGAGCGGCCGGGUUGUGCACGCUGCCACCACCGUGACUGAGAUCACCACUGUCGCCAUUCCAGCGAAUUCCGGGGCGCCGAGGUACCGGGCCACCAAUGUUGACGCGAUAACGGUCGACACAAACCUCAGUGGGCAAUGCGGAAGCGGAGUACUUGUCGACAAAGACGGCAAGGUCCAGGCACUAUGGCUCACCUACCUUGGUGAGAGGUCACAUGGCUCGAGAGACGAAGAGUACCACCUCGGUCUCGCCACACCUACCCUACUGCCCGUCAUAUCGCAGAUCCAGCAAGGCCAAGACCCAAAGCUCCGCAUGCUGUCGAUGGAGUUCCGAGCCAUCGCCAUGUCCCAAGCUAGGGUCAUGGGUGUCUCCGAGGAGUGGAUACACAAGGUGUUCCUAGCCAACAAGCACACUCACCAACUGUUCAUGGUUUCUAAGCGCACUUUCGAACGCAGCAGCCAGCCGAGUAUUCUACUGGAGGGCGAUAUCAUCUUAACACUAAAUGACAAGAUCAUCACGCGCGUCUCGGAGUUAGACGUCAUGUACUCGUACGAGGUUCUCGACGCCGUCAUCGUCCGAGAAAGUCAAGAGAUGCGGCUACAAGUCCCGACAGUACCUGCUGAUAACAUUGAGACCGACCAUGCCAUUUCGUUUUGCGGGGCCGUUCUUCAUGUUCCGCACCUUGCUGUUCGGCAGCAGAUCAGCAAGCUCCCCAGCGAGGUCUACGUUUCUGCGCGGAGCAGAGGCUCCCCAGCGUACCAGUAUGGGCUUGCGCCGACGAAUUUCAUCACGCAUGUGAACGGCAACCCAACCCCAGACCUCAGGACGUUUCUCGAUAACGUGAUAAAAAUCCCGGAUAACACCUAUUUCCGCAUGCGAGCGAUAACAUUCGACGACCAACCCUGGGUCGUCACGAUGAAGAAGAAUGAGCACUACUUCCCGACGAUGGAAUGGAUCAAGGAUGACUCGGAGCCGUGCGGGUGGAAGCGUAUCAGCUACGGGAGCGGCAAACCCGUCGAAGGUGAGCCGACCGACGGCAUUCUACCCGUCGACGGAGAGGAAACUACGGAGAUGGACGAUGACGACGGUGGAAUCUAA
Messenger RNA from Durotheca rogersii, 3078 nucleotides. Its product is annotated as Pro-apoptotic serine protease NMA111. Lineage: Eukaryota; Fungi; Ascomycota; Sordariomycetes; Xylariales; Xylariaceae. The transcript is spliced from 4 exons. Gene Ontology annotation, biological process: proteolysis. Gene Ontology annotation, molecular function: protein binding; serine-type endopeptidase activity. The record is from RefSeq and is a predicted model, not a curated record. Bases 1 to 3078 code for a protein of 1025 amino acids.